UGUUAAUUGAAGACGAUCGUAAGUCUAUAUACACAGUCAAAAUGUUAUCAAAAGCUGAGUGCUUUUUUAAGUUAUCAUACAUUACGGUAAUGCUUGUAUGAAAACUGUUCUAUUUCAUACUACAUUGUUUAAGUAAGUUAGUUAGGAAAGUGAAUUAAAUAAAUGGUAGUGGUACUUGUAUAAAGAUUGAUAAUAGAAAGAUAUUGAGUCUUCUUGACUGUUUUGAAUAAAAUAAUUAGUUAUCCUCAUGAUGCCGUUACUAUUUCAGGAAGUGUGUCAUGGACUUCUGACAACCAAGAACAAAGCCCCACCGGUUAUGUUCGAGUCCGUGCGUGGCACUCUGGUGACCUUCCAUCCCCAUCAUAUACGACCACCCUAAAUAUGAAAGCUGGAAAUCACAUUUGGAACGAUUACGAAGAACGUAGCCAUGGUCUUGGUUCCGUUCCAGUAUUGACUGUGGUGCAAUAUACACCUGCAUGGUCUGUGCCACUAAGUGGAUGGGUGUCAGAGGGUCAGGGUUCGAGCUCACGACCAAUAAAUAACCCGGACCUAUAUUGGGGUGGUCUGGUCUACGGAGUGGAUAGCCAAUAUAUCAGAUUGUGGGCUCCGUCUUCCGGUCAGGCAAACUAUGGAAUAUUUAGUUUCUGUGACGGAUGGGGUUACGAUGUGCGUGGUGGCGACUGCGCAUACAUCCGGGCCUCUGUAACUAUCACAAUGUGGAUGGACCAGUCUGCUACAGAAACCUACAGUCAUACAGAAUUACAUGACAUCAGUGAAACAAGCGGAACGCACGAAUUUUCCUUGUUUCCGGCCCAUUCUAUUGAUGUUGAUAAUGACAUUGUUACUGUAGCGUCUUUGGCUACUGAUGGUUCAAAUAAUGGGUAUCAAUUCUACGGCACAGGUGCCGCCAUGGUAGAUAACGCCGAAGGAUGUGGUGGACUCGUGUACGCAUACUCAAACGUCACUUCCGCUUUAAGAGUCUGGCAUCCAAUAGGUGUCAACUCUAAAAUCAUACACGUAGAAGGCAUGGGUGGAGGAACAUAUAAUCAAAUGUCAAAUCAGGCGAAUAUUGCAAUCAGACUUUUCAAAGUGUCUAACUCUGUUAUAAACUAUUGUGCUGGUGUGGCAGCUGACCCUGGGGUCAACACAAAUACGACCUUGACCUCACUGGCAGACGGUUGCAUGGCAACGUACACGUGUCACUCUGGAUAUAAUCAUAUUUCCGGGAAUCUCAUGCGUGUCUAUGACUAUUCAUUGAAUAUAUGGAAUGGGACAGUACCAGAAUGUCAAGCACCGCCAGCAACAUCAACCGAAUCUGGAAGUGUGUGUUUUAACCUUACUACCGUAGUUAACAUAACUGCAGUGGUACGUAUUGCCAAUGAAAUAGUUGCAAAUCUUACAGUUCCAGCUAAAACAACGUCGAAAUAUCUAAGAAGCUUAACGAAUGCUUAAGAUAGUCGAAAAUCAUCAACAAUGAUUGGCAUGGCUGGAGCGGCAAUCUGUGCGCUUACAGUAGGUCUUCCUGUCAUACCAGAUAUGAUAACUGCUUUUAGGUUUUUAAUAAGAAGAAUAAGGAAAUAAAUUUAAAAAAUAUCUAUCCUAUUAAUUUGUGAAAAUAGUUUGUCAAUGAUAAAGUCUACACAAGUUCAGGAACAGCGGACGGACAAACAUCCGACAGGAAAAGCCUCUUUAAAAAACCACAGACACCAGCA
Molecule: messenger RNA, 1712 nt
Organism: Mercenaria mercenaria
Lineage: Eukaryota; Metazoa; Mollusca; Bivalvia; Venerida; Veneridae
Exons: 7
Coding region: 382-1452 (356 amino acids)
Source: RefSeq, a predicted model, not a curated record